GAGACCCGCCGCCUCCCUCCUUCCCUCCCUCCCUCGCUGACUUGCUCCCUCCCGGGCUGCGGCUGCUGCAACCGCGGCGGCGGCGGUGGCGGUGGCGGCGGCAGCAGCGGGAGCAGUCUGGAGGCCGGCGUCGAGGAUUUGCUGCUGUCUCUGCUGCUCCAUCCUUCUUCCCACAGCGGCCCUCUCCUCUCUCCUAGCUCAAGAUGGCAGCCAGCAGCCCGGAGGUCUCUGAGAUGAAAGGGGCAGAGGAGGGUGCCCAGACCCAGGGAGAAGGGCCCGGCCAUUCUGAAGAUGGAACCGGCCCUCCCCAGGCCCCAGCUGGGGUCCCAGAUGAGCCAGAGACCCUGCCGCCAGGCCCAGACAUCACUGGGGCCCCUGUGGACUCAGAGCCCGAGGCUGGGCUGGCUCCAGAAACCACAGAGACCCCAACUGGGGCCCCAGAAGCAGCUCAGGCCACAGACCUCAGCGCCAACCCAGGAGGGGAAUCAAAGGCCAACUCCAGCCCCGAAGAAACACGCCAAGAGCUAGCAUCCAAACCAGAAGUGAGCAAAGAGGCCACUGCAGACCAGGGGACCCACCUGGAACCUGCAGCCCCACUCGAGCCAGCCUCAGAGCCUGCCCCCCAGCUGGACCCCCAGUCAGUCCCUCAGCCAGACCCCCAGCCAGCUUCCCAGCCCACCUCCACACCAGUCCUUCAGCCAGAGCCACCGACCCAGGAGGACCCCACCCCUGAGGUCCUGACGGAGAGUGGGGGGGAAAAGCAGGAGAAUGGGGCUGUGGUUCCCCUGCAGGCUGGGGAUGGGGAUGGGGAAGAGGGUCCAGCCCCCCAUCCUCACUCACCACCCUCAACAAAAACCCCCCCAGCCAAUGGGGCUCCACCCCGCGUGCUACAGCAGCUGGUGGAGGAGGAUCGAAUAGGAAGGGCUCACGGGGGCCGCCCGGGAUCUCCUCGGGGCAGCCUGAGCCGCCACCCUAGUUCCCAGCUGGCAGGGUCUGGGGUGGAGGGGGGUGAAGGCACCCAGAAACCUCGGGACUACAUCAUCCUCGCCAUCCUGUCCUGCUUCUGCCCCAUGUGGCCUGUCAACAUCGUGGCCUUCGCUUAUGCCGUCAUGUCCCGGAACAGCCUGCAGCAGGGGGACGUGGAUGGCGCCCAGCGUCUGGGUCGCGUGGCCAAGCUCUUAAGCAUCGUGGCGCUGGUAGGGGGGGUCCUUAUCAUCAUCGCCUCCUGCGUCAUCAACUUGGGCGGUGAGUGGGGGUCUGGGACAGGCCGGGAGGAAUGGAAGGGUUGGCAAGGGCAGCUUUACUAACCCCUGCCCCUGCUCUCUCCUGUCUGUCUGUCUUCCCGACUUAUUUGUCUCUCCUUGUCUCCCCCUCCCCGCCCCGCCCGUCUCUGUCUGUCCCUCCCUCUCCUCUCCCACAGUGUAUAAGUGAGGGGCUCUGCCCUGCAUUCCAAGACUUUUUUUUCCUGUUGGGAGCUGCCUUGGGCCCAUCCUCCCCUUGGGGGGGAGCCCAAUCCAUGGCCCAGGCCCGCACCCAUAGGGACCAAUGGAGCCUGAGCAGCCUUGUUUACAGCUUCUUUCCUGCUCCUGCAUCCUGCCAGGCUCCUCUGCCAACCGUAGGCUUCCCUGUUCCCUGCUCUGUGUCCAACCUCCCUGCACUUUUGCCUGCCUCCCCUCCAGCCUCUUGGCUUCCCUACCCCUGCACUUCUGGAAACCUCCCUGCACUUCUGGAAACCUUGCACUUCUGGAAACCUCCCUGACCAUCUCCCAGACUCUCUUUGCUCUCAGCCUUCCUGCAUCUCUUGCGGCCUUCCUGCACUACACCCUCCCGAAUCCCCUGCACCUCAUCCCGGAUCUCCAUUUCCCAACUUUUUAUUGUCUCAGCAUCCCCCCCCCAUUCCUCUCUUCCUUCCCUUCCUCAUUCAUCUCCCCUUCCCUCUCCACACCCUCCACCCCCUUCCUCUUCCUGCCUCCUCAUCUCCCCUCUGCAUCCUCUCCUCCACCCUCCUCCACCGUUUAUUCUGCAAAAACUCCAGCUCUUAGAUCAGGCUGGGGGAGGGGAGCGGUGUCUGGAGAGGGCUCCCUAGCCCGGGCUCGCGACUGUUCUCUGCAGGGACUACCCAGGCCCAGACACCCCCGGGGUGCCUCGGGGUCGCAGAGCUGGCAAGCCGGGCCUCGUUUGUAGAUUUGUGCAGGGGUGGCGGGUACUGUUCCGAACAAGCACCUGGUAGAAGGGAGGGGCGAGGCUCUCGAACCCUCCCCUGUCGGCCCGAGCAGACCUGCUCCGCCUGGGCUUUUUAACCCAGUCGGUUUGUUAAAGGCGUCGCGGCCGGAGUCAUUCACGUGCUUUGUAACUGUAACAACAGAAAAAAUUGGACCAAAGCUCCCAGCUGCAGGGAGCAAAGAAGGGGCGGAGAGAGCUGCGAUUAUUUUCUAAGAGGACGAGAGAGGUUUGUUGCACGCGACAGUUCACUGGGGAGGCAGGGUCUGAGCCACAACGCGGUUCGGAGUUGUUUUGGUUUUGGUUUUUUUGUGUUUUUUUUAAUAUAAAAAAAAGCGUAGGGGAAAAACCUAAAAGUCUUUAAAAAAAAAAAAAAAAGGAUACAUCAAACUGAUUCUCCCUUUUUGUAUGCCGGAUGCUGCAUGAGUCUGAAACACCAAUAAACGGAGACUGCAUGAUA
Phacochoerus africanus (Common warthog) is the source of this 2680-nucleotide messenger RNA. RefSeq names its product proline rich transmembrane protein 2 (gene PRRT2). Gene Ontology annotation, cellular component: membrane. The record is from RefSeq and is a predicted model, not a curated record. Bases 204 to 1307 code for a protein of 367 amino acids. NCBI's taxonomy places the organism in Eukaryota, Metazoa, Chordata, Mammalia, Artiodactyla, Suidae. The transcript has 3 exons.